GGAUUCCUUCAUAAACAACGUGUGAAACUCAACACUGUCUUGCGCUUUCUCUCUCUCUCCCUCCCUCACAGUUCAUAUUAAAAAGAAGCAGAUUCUUUGAGAUCUAAUCCUUCUCACUUUCUUGCUGUGCUAUCUUUUCUUAUAUCUCUAUUAGAUUUUGCCCAUUUCGGAUUUUUUUCAUUGAAAUCCAAUUUGAUCAUUUUUGAAGUGUUUUGUGUUAUUCAUUCAAUUGAAUAGAGCACCCCCCUCUGAUGGUAGCAACGAGACCGAUUUAUUUGGUGUGAGAUUGACUAGGAUAGGGAGAUUUGUGUGAAAACAAUUUGUGAAGAAUCAUAGUGCAAAAUAAGGAUGAGGGGAAGAUCUGAUGGAGGCCAAAAGAAGAGAUUAAUCACCUCGCUCGUUGUUGUGGCAAUCUUUCUUGGUUUUCUCUAUGUAUAUUAUGGAUCUAUUUUUGGGUCUUCAAGCAAUGGCGCUUCAGUUCUUGAAUAUGGCAGUAAAUCUCUGAGAAAGUUUGGAUCUUCAUAUUUGGGUGGAGAUGAUGAAGCUGUUGGCAAGCAAUAUGAAUCUUCAACAAAACUUGGACUGGAGGAUGGAGAAGAUGUUGCACCAAAAACAUUCCCGGUCUGCGAUGAUCGACAUUUGGAAUUGAUUCCAUGCUUAGACAGAAAUAUCAUAUACCAAAUGAGAUUAAAGCUUGACUUGUCGGUGAUGGAGCACUAUGAACGUCACUGCCCGCCUCCCGAAAGGAGAUAUAAUUGCUUGAUUCCUCCUCCUCCAGGAUACAAGAUUCCAAUUAAGUGGCCUCAAAGCAGAGAUGAAGUGUGGAAGGCAAAUAUUCCCCAUACUCACCUUGCACAUGAAAAGUCUGACCAGAAUUGGAUGGUUGUACAAGGUGAAAAGAUAGUUUUCCCAGGGGGAGGCACCCAUUUUCACUAUGGAGCUGACAAGUAUAUUGCUUCAAUCGCAAAUAUGCUCAACUUUUCACACAACAAUUUAAAUAAUGAAGGGACACUUCGUACAGUUCUCGAUGUUGGUUGUGGCGUUGCAAGUUUUGGAGCAUAUCUUCUUUCUUCUGAUAUCAUAGCAAUGUCAUUAGCACCCAAUGAUGUGCAUCAAAAUCAAAUCCAAUUUGCCUUGGAAAGAGGAAUUCCUGCAUAUCUCGGUGUUCUAGGGACCAAAAGGCUCCCUUACCCGAGCAGAUCAUUCGAACUUGCUCACUGUUCUCGCUGUAGGAUUGAUUGGCUUCAAAGGGAUGGGAUUCUUCUUCUUGAGCUAGACCGGUUACUUAGACCAGGAGGCUAUUUUGCCUACUCGUCUCCGGAAGCUUAUGCACAAGAUGAGGAGGAUCUCCGAAUAUGGAGGGAGAUGAGUGCCCUUGUGAAACGUAUGUGUUGGAGAAUAGCUGCGAAGAGGAACCAAACUGUCAUUUGGAAAAAGCCUUUAACAAAUGAUUGUUAUAUGGAACGAGAACCUGGUACAAAUCCCCCCCUCUGCCGUUCCGAUGAUGAUCCAGAUGCAGUUUGGGGUGUGCGAAUGGAAGCUUGUAUCACUCCUUAUUCUGAUCAUGACCAGAAGGCCAAGGGAAGUGGUUUGGCUCCGUGGCCAGCCAGAUUGACAUCUCCUCCUCCAAGGCUUGCUGAUUUUGGUUAUUCGAACGAAAUGUUCGAAAAAGACACGGAAACUUGGCGCCGUCAGGUAGAGAGUUAUUGGAAUCUCUUGAGUCCUAAGAUUGAGGAUGAUAGUUUGAGGAAUUUGAUGGACAUGAAAGCACACAUGGGAUCUUUUGCGGCUGCUCUAAAAGACAAGAAUGUUUGGGUGAUGAAUGUCAUCCCGGAGGAUGGACCGAACACGCUUAAGUUGAUAUAUGACAGAGGCCUCAUUGGCUCUACUCAUGACUGGUGUGAAGCCUUUUCCACGUACCCUCGAACAUAUGAUUUACUCCAUGCUUGGACAGUCUUUUCGGAUAUUGAGAAGAAGGGCUGCAGUGCUGAGGAUUUAUUACUCGAGAUGGAUCGUAUUCUUCGCCCCAGUGGUUUCAUAAUCAUUCGGGAUAAUCAACGGGUGAUAGAUUCCGUAAGGAAGUAUUUAUCAGCUUUGCACUGGGAAGCAGUAGCAACAGCUGAUUCCAGUUCGGAUUCAGAACAUGAAGGGGACGAUGUCGUGUUUAUCGUCCAAAAGAAAUUGUGGCUGACAAGUGAAAGCGUCCGGAACUCCGAGUAG
Molecule: messenger RNA, 2220 nt
Organism: Hibiscus syriacus
Lineage: Eukaryota; Viridiplantae; Streptophyta; Magnoliopsida; Malvales; Malvaceae
Product: probable methyltransferase PMT3
Exons: 8
Coding region: 349-2220 (623 amino acids)
Cellular component (GO): cytoplasm; trans-Golgi network; endosome
Molecular function (GO): methyltransferase activity
Source: RefSeq, a predicted model, not a curated record